AUGAGGGUUGAGAAUGGAAGAUCGGCCCGCUUUUGGCUAGAUAACUGGGCACCCACAAGCUCCAUAACCAUGUCGCAGGUCUUCCCAGGUGGCCGUCUAGGCAUUCCGCUGAAUGCAACCAUCGCUUCACUGAAUCGAGAGGGGAAUUGGAGAUUACCAUCGGCUAGGUCAGAAGCAAUGCUUGAACUCUAUGCCUACAUGACAACAAUUGAGCUUACCAGUCAACAAGAUUACUACGAAUGGGAGAUACAAGGAACAACAACCACAAAAUUUAGCACGGGAGCAAUCUACACUUACUUGCGAGGUACAAUUUCAGAACCAUCUUGGACUAAAGCAAUUUGGUUUCCUCGAGCUAUCCCGAGACACUCUUUCCACUUGUGGUUGGUGACUCUUGAUCGGUGUCCAACUAGAGAUAGAAUGAUCCAAUGGGGAAUUCAAGUAGAUCCUACCUGCCUCCUCUGCAAUUUGGCUCCCGAAUCAAGAGAUCACCUAUACUUUGACUGCUCCUACGGCUUCGCACUCUGGACAAUGGUAACAACGCGAUGUCGAAUCACCCCCAGGAGAUCUUGGAGUCGAACGAUCGCCCAAAUGGAGACGUUACCUCUGCGGAAAGCUGAGCGUCUUCUUACACUCCUCUCAUGGCAAGCAACUGUGUAUUGGUUAUGGAAGGAGCGCAAUGACCGUCACCAUAACAACACCUUCAGGUCGGUUGAUUCCAUCUUCUCUCUGCUUGACCGUCAGAUUAGAAACAAGAUCCAAAGCUUUAGGGAAUCAAAUCCUACCCUCUCCUCACAGAUGAUGCAGCGUUGGUUCGAAACAACUCCAACUCGAUCAACUCCUUCGUAA
Molecule: messenger RNA, 846 nt
Organism: Brassica rapa (field mustard)
Lineage: Eukaryota; Viridiplantae; Streptophyta; Magnoliopsida; Brassicales; Brassicaceae
Source: RefSeq, a predicted model, not a curated record